GCCGCACCUUCCUUUCUAGUUUUCAAGUAAUCUAUUGAGGGUGAGUCUGCAUGCGUCUGGUUGCUGGCGGACCCCCUCCCUAAACACACACACACACACACACACACGCGCGCGCGCGCGCGCGCACACACACACACACACACACACACACACACACUCUCCUUCCCCCAUCGGUCUCUUGCAGACAAGGCGCGUCUCCGAGGGUUGGGUUGAAUGGGAAAGAACGGGGCCGUCUUUGUCAUUAAUCCUCCCCUCCUUCGGGCGAGCCAAGCUUCUUCCGGGUCAGCGACAAUCACCGCCACCCCAAUCAGGCCCGCGGUCCCCCAUCCCGCUAGUCCCGUGCGCGCGAGGGCCAGGUCGCCACCGCCCGCAGGUUGCGGGAGGGGAGGAGGGCGAGGAGGAGGAGGAGGAGAAGGGCGGGCGGCGCGGGAGAGGGGGAGGGAAGGAGGGAGGGAGGGGACGGCAAUCCGAGGAGGAGGAGGAGGAGGAGAGAGCAGCCUCCCGCAGCUGGCGAGGAGAAUGGGAGUGCGGGGCGCCAGACCGCCGCGGGGUGUCACGGCCGCGGCCGAGCUCGGCAGGCGCGGAGCAGGCGCCCGCCGCUUUUAAAGCCGGGAGGGCGCGGCGGCGGCGGCGGCGGGCGGAUCGCGGCGCGCGCGGGGCGCCGGGCGGCGGCCGGAUGGAGAGGAAGGGCUCGGCGGCCGCGGCCAAGGGGAACCCGAGCCCGCCCGCGGCUGGCGAGGCGCAGCGGCCGCCGCCGCCACUGUGCGUCCCGGGCGGUGGUGGUGGCGGCGGCGGCGGCGGCGGCGGGGUCCCGACGCGCGGCCAGGUUGGGGCGGCGGCCGAGCCCGCCGAGUUCAUCCGGCGGGCGCACGAGUUCAAGAGCCAAGGGGCGCAGUGCUACAAGGACAAGAAAUUCCGCGAAGCCAUAGGCAAAUACCACAGGGCGUUGCUGGAGCUGAAGGGGCUGCUGCCGGCGCCCGCGGAGCAGGAGCGGGACUCGCGCGCGGCCUCCCCGGCAGGGGCCCCCAACCCCGGCCGCCUCUCGGAGGAGCAGAGCAAGACAGUGGAAGCCAUCGAGAUCGACUGCUACAACAGCCUGGCAGCCUGCCUGCUCCAGGCCGAGCUGGUAAACUAUGAACGAGUCAAAGAGUAUUGCCUCAAAGUCCUGAAGAAAGAAGGAGAGAACUUCAAGGCCCUUUACCGGUCUGGUGUGGCCUUCUACCACCUUGGAGACUAUGACAAAGCCCUCUACUACCUGAAAGAAGCAAGGACCCGACAGCCGACAGACACCAACGUGAUCCGGUAUAUCCAGCUGACAGAGAUGAAACUCAGCAGGUGUUCCCAGAGAGAGAAGGAAGCCAUGUAACCAGAGCACCUCCCUAGAGCUGCACCUGCGCCAGACCUGGGACUUCAGGUGAAGAGCCCGAUGAAGAGCCCCUCCUGGGUUUUGUUCCCUUCUCCCCACUUCUUCCGGCUCCCCCUCCUUCCUCCUGCUACUCCUCCACAAUCUGUCUGCUCCCGGUGUGAAGAGAAGGAGACACGCAGUCUGGGAAUCUGGUCGGUUGCCUGCAAUGGAGAGUCCCCUUCUCUAGUAGGUCAGCUACUGAGAGGGACCUCGCUUCUUCGGGGACAGCUGGAGAGGACUCUUACGGGCUGGGAAUGCUGUUGCAGCCUUGACUUUGGCCAGUGCUUCUGACGCAGGCAGAGCCUGGUAGGUGUACCGUCGUCCCAGAGGCAGCAGGCACGGAGACCACGGGCUGGACCCCUCCACACUUUCCCGACACGCCAGAGCAUCUCCAGGCAACCGUGUCGAAUGCGGGGAUGAGACAAACACCAGAAGCAUCGGUUAAGCCAACAGACCCUGAAUUUGUACACUGGAUUCCCCACCCCGACCCCCCGUAACCUCAGCCCCUGCCUCCCUCCCUCACUUGUUGUCUCGGCUUUCUUCUCUCCCCGCUUGGGGAUCUGAGACUCUGCCAGGUUUCACAUGCCACUGAAGCCCACUCUCAGUGCCCUCUGGUGACCACACAUACCAUUCUGCCAUACUCCCACCCAGCAGGCAGCUGUGACAGCAGAGGGGCAGGGUGAAGUGGGCCCGGGGCCGACCGCAUAGGUGACGGAGGGGAGGGGAGCUGACGUCCAGGGGAAGGAGCAUUGUAUGGACUGGGGAUCGAACUGUGGACCGAGUGUAAAUAAAGAUACAUUAACGGGCAGCAGUUCCUGUCAUUUCUGUUGGAAGCGGCCCACUCUCUCACUGUCCCUCCCUCUCCCAACUCUCAGAGCUACUUCCAGCCGGGCAGGACUGGCUUAUCCCACAGCAAUGGGCCGUUUGUCUGGUGGUGAACAAUGUUGGCCGCCACCUUUGUGCAGUAGAGUGGGCUGGUGUCGUGGAGACUGCCCAGGGACUUGGCUUUGUGGGAACUUGCACGGCCUCCUUGUGAUGAAAUUAUCUGGACUCAAUAUCUAGCACAUAGAAUGUGUUCAACAAAUAUUUGUUGAAUGAAUAAAUUAUGACUGCAGACUGGCUCCCUCCUGCCUUAAACGAAUUUUAUCCCAGCCUAGUCUCCCGAUAUCUACGCUCUUUACGCUAUGCCAUGUUGCUCCAGUCAAAUAAGAAGCAUUUACUGAGGGCUUACUGUUUGCCCAUCGUCGUGCAAUACACUGUGGGACAUAGGAUGUAGUCCCAGUCUUUAAGGAGGUGGAAGAGUUGAGAAAUACUCCUAUGAGAUGAUCACCACUGACACCUUUAAUUUAUAUGACGCUUUAAAUUUUUCAAAGCACUUUCGUGUAUUUUUUUGUGUGACUAGUGAGACAACAUUGUACAAAUUAAAAUAUAUACAGAUGCAAUAAUGUUAAUAGUUAGCAUUUAUUAAAUGCACUGUCCUCAGAUCUUUAC
Molecule: messenger RNA, 2896 nt
Organism: Panthera uncia (snow leopard)
Lineage: Eukaryota; Metazoa; Chordata; Mammalia; Carnivora; Felidae
Gene: TTC9
Product: tetratricopeptide repeat domain 9
Exons: 3
Coding region: 677-1366 (229 amino acids)
Molecular function (GO): protein binding
Source: RefSeq, a predicted model, not a curated record